Molecule: messenger RNA, 869 nt
Organism: Leptomonas pyrrhocoris
Lineage: Eukaryota; Euglenozoa; Kinetoplastea; Trypanosomatida; Trypanosomatidae
Exons: 1
Coding region: 225-869 (214 amino acids)
Molecular function (GO): RNA binding
Source: RefSeq, a predicted model, not a curated record
AGAAGAAAACACAUGCAACAACGAAACCGCUCUUCUCUUCUCUUCCCUCCAUAACACGAAAUAGUAGUUUCGUGCCAGGCACGACUUUGUGUAAAAGGAAUAGCGGCAUUAUUACUAUUGCUACCGUUACCAUUUCUUAAAGAGAAAGAGGGGGAGCAACACAAAUCUGUGCAAAGAACUCAGAAGAAAACUUUAUCGCUCUUCGGUCUUAUUCGAUCGUCACAAUGCAGCAGCAGCAGCAGCAGCACGUCAUUGUAGUUACCGGGCUUCCACCGGAGGGCCUGACGGAAGACGAUGUGCGGCAGUACCUGACCUCCUGCGGUGACAUCGACUCCAUUUUUCUCUUCCUCGCAAGCCAGAUGCCGACCACCUCGCCUUCCGCAGCUCCUCCGACGUCAUCUGCGGCUCUUGUGUGUUUCAAGAAUGCCAGCAGUGUGGCCUACGCGGAGCUGCUCAGCGGCAGCGUCUUUAAAGGAAAAGUAAUUCAGCUCAAGCGACCUGCCGGCGCAGGGGCGGAGGGCGAGUUGUUUAACUCAAAAACAGCAGCAGAUGCCCUGAGGGCGGAGCUGAACGCUUCGGAGGAGUUUGACAAGGACUUCUCCAAGUCGAUGACAGGGUGGUGCGUGCGCGCACGCAUGCGACGCGCCGCGAAGGCGAUGCAAGCGAAGGCGGGCCAGCUUGCGUCCGGCACACACGAAAACAUGGCCAAAGCGAAGCAAGGUGCGCUGGCGAUGCAGCUGUCGGUGCGGUACGCUGUGACAAACGCACGCGAGAUGCGGGCGCGCGUUCCACUGGACGACAAGGAACUUACAGCUGCGCAGUACGACUACACACCGACGCAGCCGCAGUGGGGCGAGAAAUCGGCCUAG